Molecule: messenger RNA, 1284 nt
Organism: Papaver somniferum (opium poppy)
Lineage: Eukaryota; Viridiplantae; Streptophyta; Magnoliopsida; Ranunculales; Papaveraceae
Product: putative rRNA methyltransferase YqxC
Exons: 9
Coding region: 74-1057 (327 amino acids)
Biological process (GO): methylation
Molecular function (GO): methyltransferase activity; RNA binding
Source: RefSeq, a predicted model, not a curated record
AUCAUCAGAGCCCCUGCAAAAAUCCUCUUUAACUUUCCUUUCUGUAUUCCCAAAUUGAAAUUGAGGGGAUGAUAUGAUGGAGCUUCUAAAGCUCCCAAUAAUCUCACGUUCUACUGCUGCUGCAGCUUUAUUUCUCUUCUACAAAUCACCGGCAACAUCCCAUCUACCUGUGACAUGGGUGAAAACCCAGAUGAGAAAUCAUACAGUUAGAACUUAUGCUGCUGUCUCAAAGUAUGGAAAGCUUCAAUUACCUAAAAAGAAAAAGAGACUGGAUGAGGUUUGUCUUGAAAGGUUUCAGCAAUACAGUCGAACCUAUAUACAGUCUUGGAUCAUACAAGGCAAAGUAAUUGUUGAUGGAAAAGUUGUAAAUAAGGCUGGAACGCAGAUUCCUGAGAAAGCAGUUGUAGAAAUAAAUGCGGAAAUCCCAAAAUAUGUAUGUAGGGGAGGGCACAAGUUAGAAGCAGCAAUUGAACAGCUAAAUGUUGAUGUUGCCGGAAAAAUAGCUCUAGAUGCAGGGUUGUCAACUGGGGGAUUCACUGAUUGCUUGCUCCAGUAUGGAGCGUCAUUUGUUUACGGGGUUGAUGUAGGAUAUGGACAGGUGGCAGAAAAAGUCCGUCGAGACGAACGUGUCUCUGUUAUAGAGAGAACAAAUUUGAGAUAUCUUACUGAACUCCCACAAAAAGUAAAGGUGGACUUGGUUACUUUGGACCUCUCGUUCAUCUCCAUACUCCUGGUGAUGCCUGCUAUAGUGAAACUCAUGAAAGACGAAGCAACAUUAGUAACCCUGGUGAAGCCUCAAUUUGAGGCUCGCAGAUCCCAGGUCGGAGGAGGUGGUAUAGUGCGAGAUCCCCUAGUCCAUAAAGAGGUUCUUGAGCGGAUUACCAAAGGUGUUGAAAGUUUUGGGUUCUGCAGCAAAGGGUGGAUUGAGUCUCCUCUUAAAGGUGCCGAGGGAAACACUGAAUUCUUGGUUUGCUUUCACAGAACAACAGUUAUUGAGAAGACGGCAGAGGCGGAACAACCAUCAAAUGCAAACCUUGAACUUGAUCCAAACCUCUAAUUGACAUGUUUCUUGCGUUCUAUGAGCAUGGAUGCUGAGUUGCUAAGAGUGAGAGAAAAGAGCAUCCAUAAUGUAAAAAUUGCAACUAGUUUUGAUUCUCAUAGGGUCAGGGGCUGGAUUUGAGAGCAGCUUUUACUGGGAAAAAAUAUUUUACUGUAACAUUGUAAUUGAAUUUUUAGUUUCAUAACUGAGAAUGAAGUAAAUACAGGUAGCCUAAUUUAUGAACA